This is a messenger RNA of Dichotomopilus funicola, 3510 nucleotides long. RefSeq lists its product as uncharacterized. Bases 1 to 3510 code for a protein of 1169 amino acids. NCBI's taxonomy places the organism in Eukaryota, Fungi, Ascomycota, Sordariomycetes, Sordariales, Chaetomiaceae. The transcript has 4 exons. The record is from RefSeq and is a predicted model, not a curated record.
AUGUUCCAGCGACUCAAGGGCGCCAUCGACCGGACCAUCGCCGAGGAACAAGCCCGACAACAACGAGCCAGCCUCGAGGCGCAACGGCCGCUCGCCUCCACACAAGGGGCUGCUGCUGGGCCCCGUCGCUCACGGUCCUCGAGCACCGCGGGCGGAACACAAUCACCAGCUCGACGUCCACGGCCGAGCAAGAAACCCAGCGAAGACUUGAGAUCUUCUUCGUUGACGCAGGAUCCGAACGCGAAUGGCGAGGGGGUCAACCCGGACCCUGCUGUAUUCGAAGCUGCCUUUGUGAUUGACGAUAUGGACGACUCGGCUGCUCCGUCGAGGGUAGCUACGCCGUUGUCGACCGAAAAGGAAGGGAAGGGUGAUGCCGGGUCAGGCAAUGGAGCAGCUACGAAUAACACCGGCGACUCCUCGUCAACAACUGAUAAUGGAGAAGCCUCUAACAAGGGCAACACGGAGAAUAAUGAUGCCCCGACUGCUACGUCCACGAUGUCGGAGGUGCCACCAGAAGUGCGUGCUCGGCUGCGAAAGCUGGACAAGCUGGAGAAGACAUACCCAGAACUCCUCCGGUCGUACCGCAUUGCCCACAGCCGAGCAACAUCCAUCGAACCGUUUGAAAAAGCACUCCGGGAAAACACCCCCCUGACGUCCAUCAAAGACCCCGAGUCCCUGGUCGAAUACCUGAACCAGAUCAACCUCAAGGGCGACAUGGUCAUGGAGGAGCUGAAACGCGUGACGGCAGAGAAGGACAGCUUCAAGAAGAGGGCGAGCGAGGCCGACAAGGAGCUGAUAGCAGCCAAGGAAGAGCUCGCCGCUCUGAAAUCAAAAGCUGCACAAACCGAGAAGGCUACCUCUCCCGUGGCCAAGGAUGAUCCAUCCAAGCCCGCUGACGAGAAGGAUGUCCCGGAUGCGCCCCCGGAAACCAAAUCAAGGAAGGAAGAGUCCGCCGAAGGCGAAAAGGGGGAAGACUUCUUCUCGUACGACGACGAGAUCCCUCAACUACAGGCCGAGGUCCAAAAGAAGUCGGAGGAGGUCGAGAAGCUCCAAGCCGAAGUCCACACCCUGAAAGACGAGCUCUCCCUCGCAAAGGAGCACAGCGCAGGUCUAGUCGAAACGCUUGAGAACACGGCGCGGGAGCUCAGCGAGACCAAGGACGCCGUUGCCGUCAAGGCCGCGAUCGAAACCCAGCUCGAGGCGAGAAACACCGAGAUCGCCACGCUCACCGACCGCCUCGACAAAGCACAGUCGAAGCUCAAGGACGUCGAGGCUCAAGUGGAGAAGGCAAAGGCCGACGGCGCUGACGGGGUGAAGGACAAGGUUGCCCAGCUCACGGCGUCGCAGUCUCGGAACAAGGAGCUCGAGACGGAGCUGGAGGAGGCUAGCAAGGCCAAGUCGACGUUAGACCAAAAGAUCAAGACGCUCGGGUCGGAGAUCGAAACUCUCAAGAAGGCCAAGGCGGCGGACGAGUCCAAGAUUGCCGAGCUCACCAAGAAGAUUCAAACAACACCCGCGCCAGCUCCACCUCCGACCCUCACUAUCCCCGUGCCAACCGCUGGGCCGAAACCCGAGGCUACCCUUGCACCUCCACCCGCGGGAGGUGGCAAGAAGAAGAACAGGAAGAAGAAGAAGGGCGGUGGUGGUGGUGGUGCCCCUGCCGCCGCCGCCGCCGCCGAACCGACACCCAGCGAAGCCUCCACCGCCGACUUGGCCCCGCCCUCCCCAGCCGAAAGCACCUCAAACAAAGCCCUCCAAGCCGAGCUAACCCGCCUGCAAGAAGAGCUGGCCACCAAGGAUGAGCGGAUCGAGAAGCUGUCCCGGCAGCGCAAGACGGAGGAGGACCUGCGGGAGGAGAUUGAAAACCUCCAGGAGAACCUAAUGGCCAUCGGCCAGGACCACGUCGAGGCCAAGGAGAAAAUCAAGGCGCUGCUGGCCGAGAAGAAGGCCUUACAAGAACGCAUCGCCGAGCUGGAGAAGGAGGUGGAGACGUCUGCCACCUCCGCCGCCGCCUCCGCUGCCGCCGCCACCCGGGGCAACACGGCGCUCCAGGAGGAAUUCGACAGCCUCAAACUGAAAUCGACCACGCUGCAAUCCGACCUGGCUGCCGCCCAGCAGCUGGCGCAGACCCGAUACAAGGACCUGACCGAGCUUCGGGAGGUGCUGCAAAAGGCGCAGCCAGAGCUGAAAACCCUCCGGCAGGACGCGGCGGCGCUCAAGACGGCGCGGGAGGAGCUGGCGGCAAAGAACAACGAACUGCGGGCGCUCGAAAAGCGCGAGAAGGACACCAAAGCCGAACUCACCCGGUCGCAGCGUCUAGCGACCGACCGCGAGGGCGAGAUCAAGACCCUCCACGACAAAGUCACCGCCGAAACCAACGCCCGCCUACGCCUGGAAGACGAGAAACGCGUCGCCGGCCGCGAUCUCCGCCGCUCCGAAGCCGAGAAAAUCGAAAUCUCCGCGCGCGAGGAGAAAGCCACCCGCGAACUCCAGCGCAUCCAAGACGACGCCGCCCAACUCCGCCCCCGCCUCCGCGCCCUCGAAGAAGAAGUCGCCCGCCGCACCACCGAACAAGAAGCCCUGCGCGAAGAAGUCCAACUCAAAACCAGCCAGUACAGCAACGCGCAGAACCUCCUCGGCAGCAUGCGCGACCAAACAGCCGAAGUCAGCCUCCAACUCCGCGAGAGCCAGUCCCAGUGCGAGAGCCUCGACGACGAGCUGGCCGAGGCCCGCAAGAUGCUCAGCGAGCGCACCCGCGAAGCCGAGACCAUGCGCCGCUUGCUGGCCGACGUUGACGAGCGCGCCGACGGUAAAGUCCGCGAGAUGCGCGCCCGUCUGGACGCCGCCGUCGAAGACCGCGACCGCCUCGAGGACGAAUCCGCCGCCCUCGCCCGGCGCAAGACCCGCGAGACCGAAGACCUGCGCCAGCGUGUGCGCGAUCUCGAGCGGGAAACAAAGACACUCGUUGCCGAACGCGACGAACUGGAGCAUCAAGCCAGCGAGUGGCGGCGCCGGCGCGAGGCCCUCGAAGCUCACGAAGAGCGCGCGGAAGCAGAGGUCGUCGAGAUGCGCACCACGGUAUCCAACCUGCGGUCCACCCUCGACGGGUCUGAGCAGCAGGUGCGCGACACGGAAAAGAAGAACACCGAGUUACGCCGUGCUCUCGACGAUUACCGCGUGCGGUAUGACAAGCUGGCCAAGGAGUCCAAAACCCUACAAGCCCGGCUCGCAUCUCCAGCAGUAACAUCAUCAUCUGCAGCGAGUGCAGUAGACCCCAGUGGCCGCAGUUCCAUCGAUUCCACACGGUCGACUAGUCUGAGCAGUGUGGCCAACGGAGCCGCGGCGAGCCAGGACGCCAUGUACCUCAAGACCAUUCUGCUGCAGUUUCUGGAGCAAAAGGAUAAUCGGUUGCGCGCGCAGCUGGUGCCGGUGCUGGGGAAGCUGCUCAAGUUUGAUAAAUCGGACGAGCAGAAAUGGCUGGCUGCUAUCCAGCAUAUCAGCAACCGGUAG